Priapulus caudatus is the source of this 2387-nucleotide messenger RNA. RefSeq names its product thymidine kinase 2, mitochondrial-like. Gene Ontology annotation, cellular component: cytoplasm; mitochondrion. The transcript has 9 exons. Gene Ontology annotation, biological process: nucleobase-containing compound metabolic process. The coding region runs from base 97 to 813 and encodes 238 amino acids. Gene Ontology annotation, molecular function: deoxynucleoside kinase activity; ATP binding. NCBI's taxonomy places the organism in Eukaryota, Metazoa, Priapulida, Priapulimorpha, Priapulimorphida, Priapulidae. The record is from RefSeq and is a predicted model, not a curated record.
UCACCAAUACGCGCUUCAUGGCGUAGCCUACCAACGGCUGUGUAUCUGGAAGCCAUUCGCAAAAGUCAUUGCUUAGCACGAGGGUGGGCAAGUCAGAUGAAGAUGAGCAACGAGAAGAGCAGUGCAUGGAAGUCACCAACAAGAAGCAGGAGUGACAUGUCAACAGCUAGCGGGACCAGAACAUUUAAGGUCUCUGUCGAGGGGAACAUUGCUAGCGGUAAAUCUACAUUCCUAGACUACUUCAACCUCAGUCCAGAUGUCGAGGUACGCACUGAACCAGUUGAGAAAUGGCGGAAUCUACAUGGACAUAACAUGCUGGCGCUACUAUACAAGGAUCCGACGCGAUGGGCUUUGAGUCUUCAAACCUACGUCCAGCUAACAAUGUUGCAAAUGCAUACCAAACCUCAUGAGAGGCCGAUAACCAUAAUGGAGAGAUCCAUAUUCAGUGCGAGACACUGCUUUGUUGAGAAUCUUUACCACAGUGGCAAGAUGCCCACCCCAGAAUACAUCGUCCUAGAUGAGUGGUACCAAUGGCUAGUCGCAAACACAGAUGUGCAUGUUGAUCUCAUUGUGUAUCUGAGAACACGCCCAGAGGUGUGUCUUGCAAGAAUGUAUGAACGAGAUAGAAAAGAAGAGAAUAAAGUUCCAUUGGCAUAUCUGAACGGCUUACAUGAGCUGCACGAGAACUGGUUGGUUCGACAAGUGACUGUGAAGCCACCAGCUCCCGUCCUGGUGUUGGAUGCCAACUCUAACAUGAGCGACAUGGAGCACGUGAUGGAGGAGUAUAGAGAAAAGAUCAUGGGCCGAUCAUGAUAGCAGUAGUGUGUGCAUCAUAUCACUUAAAGAUUUCCUAGCCAGGACAUCUUAAAACGAUGAUUGAUGCAGCACUUGUGCAUAAGGGAUGUGCUGUGAUUUUUCCACUGUUUAUCAAAGCUUAUCGAACAACCAAAAAUGUUAUCGGUACUGCACAGAAAUUGUCCCAGAAGUCAUUUUAGAUGUCGUGUCUCUCCGCGCAUCAACUACUGUAUGAAUGUGACACAGGGUUCCUUUUAUAUGAUCAGAUAAUUGUUUUAUCUAUCAUAGGCCUUUGCAAGGCAUGUUGUUAUUGUAUUAGAUGUGAGAGUGUGAUGCCAUCAUGCCACUGGUAGUGCAAAUGUCUAGGAUGUAUUUUGUCAGUGAUAUAAUUGUCAGAAUACAGUUUUGAGUCGGGGGCAAGUAGCGAGUAUCUGUCAUGUGUGAAGUUAUGGACUGGAUCACCUCUGCACGGUGCAAAUUCACUGUACUCUGAACAGGAUGAUCUGCAAAAGCUAUAGUAAUCGUGCUUUUAAGUAUUUAUAACCAUUUUAGUUCUGACAAUCAUGAAUGUGUGGAUGUGUAUCGGAAUGACUACAAUAUGCUGGAUGUUGUUAUGUGUAAAAAAAACCUUCGUAAUUCUGUAUUAAUAAUUUAUUGCCACACUCAAGUAUUACACAAUUAGGGUAUUAUGGUUUGCACCAUCUCGAUAAUCUUGAAACGAAAACUUUAGCAAGGAGCCCAUAGAACAGAAGUUGCACACGUGUUGAUGUAUUGUAUUGUAGCAUGCAAUAGAAAAUAUCCAGGAGUUAUACUAUUCUCUCAGUAUAACUGUACACCUAUCACAUGCAUUCCAGAAGCACUAAUUUUGUCCCUGGUAGUCCGGUUUGGUCUCAGAUGGAACUUGCAGGGGUUGUCCUAUGUCACACACACUACUCUGUGGUACAGAAUCGUUGUGGUUCCCACGUAGAUAUGAAUGAAAAUAGAACGGUAGUAAGGAGUGCAUAUCACAUAAGUUGUAAACACAUUGAUAGUGUAUUGUAGCACACAUUGGAAGGUAUUCAGCAUUGAUUCAAUGUUUUCAGUGGCUCUGCUCUUCUGUAUCAACCUGUGAUCGCAUGCAUACCGGAAGCACCAAUUUUGCCCCUUAUAUUCUGGUUUGCCCUAUGUCACACUAAAGGCUUAUAUCAUGUUGUACAGCAUUGUCAUAUACUCAGGUUAAGGUUUAGCUCCAAGAAACGGUAUUGCUAGGGUUAGAAUGACAAUGUAUAGACAAUCCGUCGCACAGCCUGGUCGGGCUAGUUAAGGUUAGGAUUCUAUCGUAGCAUUUUCAAUUAUCACCAUUCUCAACUGCAAUUGAAAUACGCGUUUGACUAUAAGGUAAUGUACUUAUUAACUACAGAAGGUGCCAGUUACUGUAGCAUUCCUCAACUUUGUAUAAUCGAUCGGCCUAUUAUGCCUUUAAACUGGUAAGAGAUGCUAAUAUAGGCACAUUUUGACCAUGAAAAAGUGAUGGUAAAUUUUCAUUGUUUUUGCCACUUUGAAUAUUAUUUUUUAUUUAAAAAAUAAAUGGACAACUUAUCAUUUGCAAUACA